UAGCGCGCUAAUAAUCAAAUGGAAAAUGAGGGUGGAGCAAAUUAAGUCGAUGAUUCACUGCUAUUCAAACGUGCCCCCACCCUUUUCCUUAGCAAUGGAACAGCAAAAAGAAUCAGACGGGUUAGGAGGAAUGAGGUCGAAAAGAGGACCUCAUCUACAAGCACAUUGGUCAACAUUUCGGCGGGGGAGCUGGAACUUACGGGUCUAUCUGGAUUUCCUAGGCACAAACAAAGAGCUACUACGGGUAUUAAUAUUCAGGUCAGACCGCUCUCGUAUGUAUGUGAGGAUUGAAAGGUUUCUAUAUUUAUAGCGGAGUAUUUAAAGGAAAUUUCGGAAUCAAAAUGAGGCAGAGUGGAUGGAGGUGAUGAGGGGAGACGGGUCUGAUUGUCCAACUUCCUCACCAACAUGCAUCCUAAAUUGAAGAACUUCAUGCGAACAGAAGCGAUGGAGUGUGAGGUCGCAACGAGCCAAGCACCAACCUCCGAUGCUGCAGUCAAUGCCAUAGAGAACGCAUCAGAACCACAGGAGAUGGCAGCAACAGUUGCUGCAACACCGAGCGACCUCGGUCAAGGCGCAACUCAGGCGAGGCUUCCCGAAGAGUCGCCAUGUCCUAUCCGGGAGGCGGAAGACUCGAAAGAGACGCAAGCAGCUGUUCAGAAGCUGAGACGGAUGCGAAGCCGGAACUCCAAGAAGAGCUGCGAGGGCAGUCAUCCAAGCAACGAGGAUUGCGAUACAGACGAUGAGCACCAGUGGUGCAGCGAGGGUAUCGCUGUGUUCCUGUCACCGGAAGAUAAGGGUGAGAAGAAUGGGAAGGUUGAGGAGGGUGAGAGCAUGGAGGUUGACCUGUCAAGGAAGACAGAGUCACACCCGAACAGUCCAACCGAACAAGAACAGAGUAGAUCCAUGAUGGCUUGCUUUAGACCAAAGCCAAAGAACUGCUCCGCUCCAAGCCAGCUCUAUCCUUUCAGUGCAGCAACGGAUCAAGGUAGCCAGACACCAGUUGCAUCAGGUGUGCCUUCGACGAUAUCCCUGUCAGCGGUUAAGCCAUUACUGCCUGUCACGCUAGCUUCAAAAUCAGUCCCUCCCCCAUCCAUUCCUCACACCUUUACACCAACCAAUGAUGUAGAUAUGGACACGGGUGAAUCUACCGCUGUGUCGCAGGACAAUGAGGACGAUCAGUUGAAGAAGUGUAGACAGUUUGUUAAGUUGGAGGAGCCAGAAAGCGAACAAGACUGUUACGUGAGCUCACAGAGUAUCCCCAAUGGUUGCUUGGUUGGGAACGCUCCUAUUUACGCACACAACCCUUUCACGCUCAUGGGUAAUUUGCCGCUCAUGGUCAAAACGGAGCCUAGCCUUUCCCCGUCCUCCAUAACACAUCCACGAAACAGCCCCCUCACGGGCCAGUCAUUCAUCGCAAGGGCGUCCGGUCGUAGCAAUGGACUAUUUGAUUUCCCCAGCCCCAUCGCUAGCCUACCACCAAUAAAAGCCUUGCACUGUAUGCACCUAGAGGAUUUGAUAAGGAUGAAUUAUAUGCCUUUGAGCGCCCUUAAGCCGGACCAGAAUCAACACGUCAUAUCGCUUCAUGGACACAGAGCCAACUCAUUCUUCCAGAAACCAGAGUCAAAGACACCCUCUGUAGGGGGUAACGCCGCAAAAAUGUUCACAUGCCAGCAGUGCGGCGCCACGUUCAAACACCGCCAUCACGUGGUCCGUCAUAUGCGAGCGCACACGGGGGAGAAGCCAUUCCGGUGCGAGGAGUGUGGGGCCAUGUUUGCGCGCAAGUGCAUCCUGACCAACCACAUCCGGACGCACACGGGCGAGAAGCCGUACGUCUGCGGGGAGUGCGGCGACGCCUUCAGUCGGAAGCAUCACCUGGUCAUCCACAGGCGAACGCACACCGGGGAGAAACCCUACGUGUGUUCCAUCUGCGCCACGGCCUUUGCCCGCUCGCACCACCUCAACCGCCAUCUGAAGACGCACAUCCUGAUGCAGCAGGGCCACUUGAACGGGAUGGCUCUCCAUCCCGACCAUGCCAUCGAUCUCUCCCUCCAGGACAAACUGCCGGAGCAUGCAGAGGCCGUCGAUUUAAGCAUCCAGAAAGCUUUCAUGUCGUACAACCUACCCACGACUCAGGUUCUUGAAACAGUCACUGACUGCCCCCCUCGUGUGGACCAAAAAGAAGCAGUUAAAUCCUAGAAAUACUGUCAAUUCAAAACCGUGAAAGUGCUUUCAGGAGUAAUUCAAGUUGUUCAUAUGUCGGUGCUUUCCCACUGGUUCCACUGGUUAUGUUUCUUGUUCAAAAUACGCAAGGUAAGUUUGCACGAAUCAUACGUGUAUGAAUGUUCGACAUUUAAAUCUAUGCUGAUAGUGCUCUUAGCCUCUUGUGUAUUGGGCUAGGAAUGGUAUGGGACAGGUUGUAAUAGCCGCAGUGGGAAAGUAGUUGUCUAUUCUCGCAUUCCAUAUAAAAACAAUUAAAACUCAUUUAACAUAUUGUCAAACCUGUCAUAGAUAGUUGCCAUGCAUAUUGCCUCCCUCGAUCUAGAAGGAAACAUGUAUUGAAAAACCUGUCUAGAAAGGCCACCUGUAUGAAGUGGCCUCUUAAUAGACAGGUUGGACUAUCAUACAUUGAAGCACCAUUUUAUACACAAAAGCAAUGUACAGGUUUUAGCACAAUUCACUGCCUUUUAAUAGUAGUGUUGGCCGUGUAGGCAUGCUUGAAAAUAUCCAGUUUGUUUCCCAAUUGUCCUUUUUGCUUGAAAGUCAUUUUCAUUGCAAGGACUAUAAUAGUACACAAACAUAGUGUUUGAAAUUUAUAUCAUUUUGAUAUUGAAUCCUUCUUGUAUAUGGGGUGCGAGUUUAGACAGACAUUUUGAUAAGCUUUGGUAGGUGUAAAAUACUGUAUUAUGCAAAGUUAUUUAUUUUUAUUUAUUGAAAUGUAACAAUGCCACUGUUUGCUACUCUGUAACACAACUGCAAAAUACAGUGAUAUUUUUAUUUCAUUGAAAACAAAAGAAUGUUGUAUGACUCUUGAAGAAGUUUCUUUGUUAUUAUUGUAUUGUUGAUCAAUACAUUCAGGUACAAAUUUAAAUGUGAGAAAAAUAUACUAUCAGUGACUAAAUACGUGCAAUGGGUACAAAAUUAUUGGUUUAUCGGUUCAAGUAGUGUGUUUUGUACUGUGCAUUACAUGUAAAUGUAAUGAAUUAUUCUUGUCAGAAAUGGGUUUAAAAGAAAAAGACUAAUGCAUGCUCAUCCCACCUCUCAUGAGUAGGAAGGGGAGUGUACUGUAGUCUGUGUUUGCAGGCACCAUUCUGGCCUUGACGUACAGGAAAGAUAGCAUUUACAAUAUAACCAUUCAUUUUUCAUUUUUCCAUAGAUUUAUAGAAAUCAAGUAUAAAAUGAAUGAAAAGAUGGAAAUAUAAUGUCACAUGGGUAUAUAUGACAUGAGAGAAGUAUAGAAAAGCUAUGUAACAGUUCAAGGAGAUUGAAUCGCCUUUUGCAUUAUCAUGUACAUUGUACCGGUAUGACAAAAAUGAUUUGAAAAAGAAGAUAUUUGACAAGCUGAAAUGUUAUAGAAAGGGCAUCAGUUACUUGGUAUGUCAUUGCAGUUUGCAAUUAUGGGUUAUAAUCAGUUCUAAAUGCAGUAUGCUGUACUUUUCUAUAGGAAAAAAUUGCAUUUCUCUUUCGUAUUCGAAACCUUUGUAUGAUCCAGAGAUUCUACAAGUGGAUGUUUGAAUGAAGAGUUUCAGUUUAGACGUGAAUCACAGAAAUUAUGUCUUUAAAUUGAUAUUGCAGUAAACCGAAGAGGAUAUUGGUAUAUUUGUAUUUGUCAUGAAAUGUAGGUGCAUGGUAUAUAGAUAUGAUUUAUAUUUACCGAACAAUCUAUAAUGUUAUAUACGUGUAUACCCUUUCCUUUGGCAUUAUCGAAUACAAUACUGUUUAGUACUUUUUUUCCAUCCAUUAGGUACAUUUUUUUAUUUAUUGAUUUUCUUUGGUAAAAGCUUUUUUUUUCCUUCAAAAAGAUAAAGUAGUACUUCAAGAAGUGAAUGUUUAUUCAAGGAGUUAUUGAUUCAAAUGUUUAAUCGUGUUUUGUGCAGGUAUGUCUUUCGUGUUUAACUUGCCUUUGAAAUAUUACAGAGAGAUAUUGAGAUGAUUUAUUAUUAUUCAAUAGUGUUGUAUUUAUGCCAUGUCUAAGACAAAAUAGUGUGUUCAAUUUCUAAUUUAUUUGUCAGGUAAUCUUGUCUCGUUUGUUGAGUCUGUCAAAACUCCUUUGUUUAUAUGUAUUGGUGAUAUGCAAGCGAUUGUAAGUGAUCAUUGGUUUCUCAGAUGAAAUCAUUGUUUGUAACAAUGUUUUGGGGCAGGUAUUGCGAAACGAGGAAAAGGAUGUAUGCUUUAAUUUGGUGAUGUGGAACUUGUGACCAGGCUAAUGUGAAAUUCACUUUAAAAGCAGGAAAUAAUGCAAGACUCCAUGGGCAAAUACUGUAUCAACAGCUUUAGAAACAAAUUGAGCCAUGACAUAUGAUUUGUAUCCCCUUGGCUUUUUUGUCUUCAUUUCUUCCUAUUCAUGUAUUGAAUGUUGCUCAUAUGAAGACCAUAUGUUUUUCAAGACACCCUCAAUAGUAUCUUGUCACUUAGUUUUCAAAGAAAAGGCAUUCACAAAUUAAUAUGUUAAAAUUCAUACUAAUGUUAAUUCAAUUUUUCUAAUUUUCUAAUUUGCCCUGCAAGUUAUUGCAACAAACAAAUAGUGUUUGAUUUUUUUUUGAAUGCCAAAUAUGUCAAUUUUGAGGAUUAAUUUGUGUGCAAUUGAUAAUCACUGCCAAUCAUUUGCUGUAUGUUAAUGAAUAAUAGAUUA
This is a messenger RNA of Strongylocentrotus purpuratus (purple sea urchin), 4849 nucleotides long. Its product is annotated as zinc finger protein 181. The transcript is spliced from 4 exons. Bases 406 to 2196 code for a protein of 596 amino acids. Gene Ontology annotation, molecular function: DNA-binding transcription factor activity, RNA polymerase II-specific; RNA polymerase II cis-regulatory region sequence-specific DNA binding. NCBI's taxonomy places the organism in Eukaryota, Metazoa, Echinodermata, Echinoidea, Camarodonta, Strongylocentrotidae. The record is from RefSeq and is a predicted model, not a curated record. Gene Ontology annotation, biological process: regulation of transcription by RNA polymerase II.